Dendroctonus ponderosae (mountain pine beetle) is the source of this 2977-nucleotide messenger RNA. RefSeq names its product ankyrin repeat domain-containing protein 12. Gene Ontology annotation, molecular function: protein binding. The transcript has 13 exons. Lineage: Eukaryota; Metazoa; Arthropoda; Insecta; Coleoptera; Curculionidae. Gene Ontology annotation, cellular component: nucleoplasm. The record is from RefSeq and is a predicted model, not a curated record. Bases 247 to 2508 code for a protein of 753 amino acids.
AAUCUUAUGUCAAAUCAAAUAUGUCAGUCUUUUGUCUUUAUCUAUGGUUCAAAUGCGUGGUUAGAGACAAGAGACAUGCACUUGUCUCUGGCGUAGUUCUUGUUUGAAUUUUCGGUUUUUCUUAUAAUUGGAAAACAAUUAUGCAUUUUCCCGAAUUUAGUCUUCUUGUUUUACUCAGGGAGCUUGCAAAUCAAGUACUCCUCAAAUAAUAAGAAUAUUUUUACACACAAAACAUUGUAGGAAAACAUGCCUGCAAAUGUGCGUCCCAAAGGCUCGAAUACGAACACGAGAGCGCCCCCCGUGACCCCGAUGUCAGAGCGUCAACAGAUGGCUUUGCUAAUGCAGAUGACCUCGUCUGGAGAAGGUUCUCGAAGUCCCAGUAACACAAGCUCGAAGACCAGAGACCGCAAUGAAAGAGGUGAAACCCCCUUGCAUUUAGCGGCUAUUAAGGGCGAUGUUGACCAAGUCUGUAGAUUGUUAGCGCAUCGCGCUGAUCCUAAUGUAGCCGAUUUUGCUGGAUGGACUCCUCUACAUGAAGCAUGCAACCAUGGUUGGCAUGAAGUAGCUGCGAGGCUGGUCCAAGCAGGUGCUAACAUUAAUGCGAAAGGUUUGGAUAACGAUACUCCCCUUCACGAUGCCGUCAUCAAUGGUCAUCUGAAAAUAAUCAAACUUUUGAUAGAAAAAGGCGCAGACAUCCACGUUAAAAACUCAAAGGGAAAGUCUCCAUUAGACUUGGCUUCACCUAGCAUUCAGCCUUAUUUGCUCAACACCGAUAUGCCUUUACCCGAAGCUGGCAGUUCCUCAUCGACGCGCGUUCCACUUCGUUCAAGAGAUGAUAAAAAGGUUUCGAGCGCUUCAACAGAUAAGCAAAAGACCGGCUCGUCUACUUCAAGCAGUGAAAGUAUGGAUGCCAAAUCCAACUCUACAGCUGAAGACAUUUACGAGUUCAAGUCAGUAAAGGAUGCGGAUUCGGCUGCAGAGAAAAAGUCGGAAAAUACCGAGUCGGAAAUGAGCAAUUCCGAUUCUCUAUCUGUUCCAACCAGCACUACAAAUGAAGACUCGACUAAAAGAGCUUAUGGCGAGGUCGAGGGUAACGACGACAGCGAAAAAGAUGAAGACAACAAAAAGAAGAAAAGAAAAGACGACACUGCUAAAGAAACAGGCAAAACUACACAAAGAGGGCAAAAUAAAGGGCAAAGUAGCAAACAAUCAGUAAGCGCGACUGGAAAACAUGCGGCGGCCAGUUCAUCAAAAGCAAGCGCUUCUGCAGACAAGAAAAGCCCUGAUGGCAGUCCUAAACCAACCGUUAGUAACAACAGUGCAAGUGAUGUUGAGGGAGAAGGUUCUUCAAAUUCGGGAGAUGGUAAAACCGACUUGAAGGUUCCUCCUCUGAAAAUAGUCAUUCCGCAAAGCUCUACAAACGAACAGGACACCGGCACUAGUAGAAAUGGAAAAAACGCUUCUCAAAGAGUGCAUCAAGCUUUACCUUAUGUAGUUGCCAGUUCUAAUAGCAAUGAUUCGUCUGACAAAGAAACUGCACUUGGAACGAAUAGCCCAGACAGUACCGGAAACUCGAAAGACAACGAUAAAAAGGAAGCUCCUAGUACGCAAACUGAUGAACAAGCUUCCAAAGAUACUGAGGCAGAGAACAACACUGCUGCAAAUACGAGCACGACUACUGCAUCCGCGCCAGCUGCAACCCACGUCGAACUUCAUCCACGUAAACGGAAAAUGAAGCAAAGCCGAAGUGAUCAAGCAAGUGCGCAACAAGCGACGGAUAAUGCGGAAUCGUCAACGGAAUCACGCGAAGUGCAUCCACACGAACAGCCCAUAACAAACUGUUAUAAGCUGUUUAUGAAUAUCAGGAAACAGAUUGAAAAACGACGCAAGGGUUUGUUUCUAGUUCAACCCAAGCCUCCGCAGGGUUUCAAAGACUAUCUAAUGAAUCGCUGUACUUAUGUUUUGGCAAACACCGCACCAACGACCCCCACUAUUAACUACCCUCCUUCGCUACCAGGUCAACUCAAAGAAUUAUUCGCGGAACAGGAAAAAGAACGAUACAGACUAAGAAUGCAGCAUGUAAUUGAAAAGGAGAAGCUGGUGCUUGCGGUUGAGCAAGAAAUUUUGAGGGUCCAUGGACGAGCUGCAAGGGCAUUGGCAAAUCAAUCCCUUCCAUUUUCGGUAUCUACGGUUCUUAGGGAUGAAGAAAUAUAUAAUCUGAUUACCCCGGAACAGGAAGAAAAAGAUCGCAACGCUCGACCCAGAUAUAAUGGGCGUUUAUUUUUAAGUUGGUUGCAAGAUGUCGAUGAUAAGUGGGAAAAGAUUAAGGAGCACAUGCUGGUUCGUCAUCAUAAUGAAGCGGAUUCCUUGAGAGCAGUUCAAAAAAUGAACUGGGAAUGGAAACUUAAAGAAUUAAGUCUAGGCGACAAAAAACUAACACCGAAAAUUGACGAAUUGCAUGUUCCUGAAGUACAUGUAAGCGAUGAUUUCGACCUUCUACCAACAUAAAAUGUUAAUCAUUCAAUAAUUGAAUGAUUGAUAUUUUAGUUAUUAGAGUAGCAAUGGUGAGUAUUGUAAGCCAUUUGGUUAUUCUUUGUACCGUUCUUUAAUAUUAUUUGGCAGCAACCAGUACUGGAUUUGUGUUAAUUUAUUAUUUUAAAAUCAAUAAGUAUUGGUUAAGAGCGAUAAAACGGAAUUAAAGUUGUUUUCUUAUUUCGUUAGCAUUUAAUAUCACGUAUUUUAAAAUAUCAUAAUAUACAAUUAUGUAUCACAAAGUAUCGUGUAGAAAUGUCUCAUGUAGUUUUAUAUAACAUUGCAUAUAAAUGGCUCAGAAUGGAAAUCGUUGAUCAGCGACCUACUUACUACUUGUGGAAGUAAGUUGGUUGGAUGAAAAAACAUACACGCACCGAAGCAACUUCCUAUCGCCCAAAUUGAGAUAAUGUUCACAAAUAAAUUUUUUUAAAAAUAUCAAUCCAAA